Molecule: messenger RNA, 1998 nt
Organism: Manis javanica (Malayan pangolin)
Lineage: Eukaryota; Metazoa; Chordata; Mammalia; Pholidota; Manidae
Gene: FUNDC1
Product: FUN14 domain containing 1
Biological process (GO): autophagy of mitochondrion
Cellular component (GO): mitochondrial outer membrane
Source: RefSeq, a predicted model, not a curated record
GGAGGAGGAGGAGGAGGAGGAGGAAAGAGACCAUAGACUUCCACCAGGGCCUAGAACGGCUGUUAAAUACUAGGGAGAGGAGGGAGGGGCGGGGACCACCUUCAAGGCAGGCCGCUGGCGGUAUCAUGGCGACCCGGAACCCCCCACCCCAAGAAUAUGAAAGUGAUGACGAUUCUUACGAAGUACUGGAUUUAACUGAGUAUGCAAGAAGACACCAUUGGUGGAAUCGAGUGUUUGGCCACAGUUCCGGACCUAUGGUAGAAAAAUACUCAGUAGCCACCCAGAUUGUAAUGGGUGGAGUGACUGGCUGGUGUGCAGGAUUUUUGUUCCAGAAAGUUGGAAAACUUGCAGCAACUGCAGUAGGUGGUGGCUUUCUUCUUCUUCAGAUUGCCAGUCACAGUGGCUAUGUGCAGAUUGACUGGAAGAGAGUUGAAAAAGAUGUAAACAAAGCGAAAAGACAGAUUAAGAAACGAGCAAAUAAGGCAGCACCUGAAAUCAACAAUAUAAUUGAAGAAGCAACAGAAUUUGUCAAACAGAACAUUGUGAUAUCCAGCGGGUUUGUGGGAGGCUUUCUGCUAGGUCUUGCAUCUUAAGGAUAUCAGUGUUAUAUCACAGUGGAGUCACCUUUGAGAAGUGUGUCAACAAGGUGGUCUCUCAAUAUUACACACCACCAGAGACUCGAGGGCAUCAAGAAACAACUGGCUGGAAAAUACCAAGCUCACAGCUUAGCGUUUUGCCAUCUGAAGUUUGGCAAACUAAUGUCUGCUGUAAAACAACCUAUAUGGUAUGUGUAUAAUAGUAUUCCUGAGCAAAACAUGGCUUUCUGUCAUUUUUUUAAAAUUUGCAUUUGUUUAGAAAUUAAAUUAGUCUAUAAAAAUAUCACCAUUGGCUGUAGAUACGGGCUGAAAAAAAAUAUGUUGGAUGUACUCCCCAAUGAAAUAUUACCCUUGUUUUAUUUAAAUAUGUUCAUUGUGCUCUAUAGUAUAGUGCCAAUAAUUAAAAAUUUGAAUUAUAGCUUCAGCAUUAUGGCUUUUUUUUUUUUUAAUGUAUGUUGGCAACAAACUGAAGAGCUAUAAUGCCCUUUUGUGGAAGGAUUUAGAAAUAAUAGAACUAUUAAAGAUAUUAAACAGAUUUAAUACCAAUUUUUAGAUUGUUUUUUCCUGCAGGUCUCCCUUUGCUUAUACAAUGACUGUAGUAAACAGUUUCACAGAAGGCUUUUCUAAGGAACUACUCCAUGUCCAAAGCUCUUUUUCUUUUUUUGAUGUCUACAGUUAUAAAAAUACCUUCUUGUAUAUAAGCAUCUAAUUUUUUUAUUAGUUUAUUUAUCAUGAAAGCUUGAGCAGAACUAAGUAUUUUGAGAGUACAUAUAGUUGGAUCAUUGAUUUUCUUAACCUGGAGCGAAACACCUUUCUCGUUUCUAAAAAUCCUAGUUAUUACUUUGUCUCCUUCCUCACAAAGAGGUAAAAAUCAUUUAAAAAUACUCAGUAGUAUACUAUGAAUUCACUGUCUCAAGAACCGUGAUUUUCUAUAUAAUCAGGAAAUUGUAGCUUAAAAAAUCGUCUUGAUGUAGUGUGAGAUGUAAGCGCCAAGACUUUCAGGUUUUCGGUAGCAUUGUGUUGGUUGAACGGUAGGCCAGUUGGCUUGUUUCUCAGGGCCACAUCACACUCCCUCAGAGGCUCCUUUGCCCAGAGGAGCUUUCUGUAUUGUUUGUUUUGUCCAUAGAAUUCUAAAUUGGGAUGGGGAGAAAAGCAGAACCUGUGUUGGAGUCCUCAGAUUGCAAAGACUGCAGAUAUUCAGACCACCACCUUUCGAUGGGAAGUCCCCAUAGUAUAUUUUGUGUAUUCUAAACAUAAGGCAUUUCAUUCUUUCAAGAUUGGUUAUGGUCUGUGUGCUUUUAUUAUCACAAAACUCCUUAAAAUUGAAUGUGGGAUUGGUCUUCAGCUUCUUUAUUCUCAUUGGUGCCUCAGAUACAAUGCUAAAUAAAACUGAUUUUCUUAC